Pseudopipra pipra is the source of this 1181-nucleotide messenger RNA. It is a transcript of the gene IGSF6, whose product is annotated as immunoglobulin superfamily member 6. The record is from RefSeq and is a predicted model, not a curated record. Lineage: Eukaryota; Metazoa; Chordata; Aves; Passeriformes; Pipridae. Bases 80 to 781 code for a protein of 233 amino acids. The transcript has 6 exons.
UUCAGACAGUUCUGCAACUCCAAACAUUUCCUAAGUUCCUCUUCCUUCAAGUAGAAUCAUCUCCAGAGAGAUACAAGAAAUGGCACCUUUGAACAAACUAAAAAAUGUGCUAGUGCUGGCGUUUGACUGGAUUCUGUACGGUGCUGGUGUUACAGACAACUGCCAAGUCACUGUAACACAACCCAGAUUUCAGGAAGCUGACUCCUCCAGGAGCAGCGUGGUCCUAACAUGUGCUUUCUCUGCCUCUGGAUGUUCCCCGGCCCGACCUGAAGUUCUGUGGUUUCGCUUUUUAACUCACACACAUCAGGAUUUGUGUACUCCUGCAUGCAAAGACCACCAGAAGUACAAAGUACAUUUAUCAGAAAGCAACACUUCACUUGAGAUCAAAGACCUGACUGGAGAAGACAAUGGUGUUUAUAUCUGUGGAAUUGCCUUCUCAGAUUCAGAUUCGCCCCGUUCCAAACAAACAGGAGAUGGAACAGUACUAAUGAAAACAGGAGAGCAGCACAGCAAUGGAAAACUUGCCUUUACCUUCAUGAUCAUCAUCUCAUCCUUGCUGUUUGUGUACAGCUCCACUGUGUUCACCUUCUUUGUGGUCUACAAGUUAAAACCAAAGCUGCUGAAGAAAAGUGGAAAAGACCAAAGAACAGAGAACUGUAAAAUAAAUAGUGGACGAAAAGUUUUUCAAGCAAUAGCCCAAGAACUUCAAAAGCAGGGGUUUGCUGAGCACUGCCAACAGCCUGAUGACUUGGAAGCUGACACUGUUUACCAGAACAGAUGAGCACGUGCAGCAGUUCAGAUUUGUUUGGUGUUUGUCGUGCAAGCAAAGGGGCAGGUGAAGAAGUGAAGCUUCUUCACAGACCUCCUUUGCUUUAAAGGAAGGUGAAGAACAUUGCCCUGCAAGGUUUCCUCAAGAGAAUUUUCUAAACAGAUCACCAAACCCAAGGGCAUUGUGCAUUACACCUGUGUUACAUAUUCCAUUGUCCAUUCUGCAGGAGUGAAAACCGUGGGGAAAAAAGAGUUCACCUCUCAUAAGACAACUGCUGAUGCUUCAGAAAAGUCUCCUUUUUCAGUUUAGAUUUAAUUCUGUGUCUUUGUUUUCUUUUUACAUAAACUUAUAUGUAUUCUUUUUACAUGAAAGAUGUAUGAUAAUUGACAGCAACAGAAAAUAAACUCGUUUC